This is a messenger RNA of Electrophorus electricus (electric eel), 1973 nucleotides long. The record is from RefSeq and is a predicted model, not a curated record. Lineage: Eukaryota; Metazoa; Chordata; Actinopteri; Gymnotiformes; Gymnotidae.
GAGAGAGAGACUGAGGGGCAGUUAGGAAUUGCUCUACUGUUGAUAAGGAUGCUGGUUCCUUCUCACCGCUGUAGGAUUUGGAGAUUCAUCCUGAGAGUGAACUCUAUGCCAUUUCAAAGAAGUCAGCAUCUUCUCCAUCUGUAUGUCAAGUGACCUUGUUAUACAACUGGUGUGCCUGAAAAACUGCUUGUUCUGAACUGGGAAUGGAAGAAAAGGGGCAGGCAACCACUAAACUGUCAGAUAAUUAAUAAUUAAGCUGGACACAAUAAAAAGAUUUAAGGGUCAGUCAGAGGUUGUGAACUGCUCUACAUCUCCACAUCACACAUUUCACAUCAACGCAACAGCAAGCAUUCUCUGAUUGAUCUGUAAUUGUUACACAGUUCAAAGAAGUAUCCAUAAUUUCCCAACAAAGGAAACAAACAAACAAAAAAAAACCCUGUAUAAUACACCAAGGAGAUGGAGGGCAUGGGAUUAGGCCAUUUCAUGUUAGCUGUGGCUGGUCUCUUGCUUGGGAGGUUCCUGGUGGUCAGGAGCCAGAAUGACACAGAGCCCAUCAUUCUGGAGGGGAAGUGUUUGGUGGUGUGCGACUCCACUCCGACUGCAGAGCCCACUAACAAUGCAUUAGGAAUGUCAGUGCGCUCCGGGACUGGGCGGGUGGCAUUUUCUGCCAUCCGUAAUACCAACCACGAGCCAUCAGAAAUGAGCAACCGGACGAUGACCAUCUACUUCGACCAGGUCUUGGUGAAUGUUGGCAGCCAUUUUGACCCGGCACGGAGCAUCUUUGUGGCGCCCAGAAAGGGAGUCUAUAGCUUCAGCUUCCAUGUGGUAAAAGUUUACAACAGACAGACGAUACAGGUAAGUCUAGUGCUGAAUGGUUGGCCAGUGAUCUCAGCCUUCGCUGGGGACCAGGACGUGACACGUGAGGCAGCAACCAAUGCCGGGCUUGUCACCAUGGAGAGAGGAGACAAAGCUUACCUCAAACUGGAGCGGGGAAACCUGAUGGGUGGCUGGAAGUACUCUACCUUCUCUGGGUUUCUUGUAUUCCCGUUAUAGAAGUUUCAAGGGUAGGGGUAUACAACUCCAGGUGCAAACAAAAAAUAAAUAAUAAUACAUGUAUAAUAAUAAAAACAAGAAAAAAUGAAAACAAAAUGUGCUAAUUUAUGGCAUAAAAUAUGAACAUUUAUAAGAUAGCUGUCAAAGUCCUAAUACAGAUACAGAUUUAGCACUUUUUACCCAUGAAGUGGCCAGUCAGUUACAUUAACUGUUUGAACUACCUGUGAUUACAAAGUCCUGUACUGGGAACUGGACUAAAGGCCCAGUAUUGACCUCUGCACUUACAGAAUGACAAAGAAGGCAAGACAGAGAUAGAAUUUCAUACAAACAGAUUUUAUUGGGACACUAUAUAAGGUGAAAAUGUACUUGAAUCAGUGCAUGGGCAUCCCCAUAUAUUUAUAGCUUCUAAAUGAGUUUCAACUAUUUUCAAAACUGAUAAUAAUAUAUUUACUUUUCUUCUCUUCUAUAUCUUAUGCUGGUGAUUUUGGUAGCUAGUCAUUGUCAUUGUAUUCAUUUAAUUUGCAUGGCUUCAUCAUACAAUGUCAUCUGGAGCAAAACCUGUGAGAUAAUCCAAUGUGUGAUGUGGCCAUUUUAUCAAGAUCAAAGUGCAAACGGACACAGGUGGAUAUGUGGCCACGGGCUACUUUCUAUUUAUUAUCGCCCACACCCUCUGUUAAUAUAGAGCCAAAUAGAUUACUGUGAACACUUUGCCAAUCUUGGCUAUGGCCAUUCAAGCUAAAGGUAUGUGUGUAUUGGACAUGGUCUCUUGUUCUGUGUCCUGUGUAGACAGUAGGAGGUAAUUAAACAUGACCACACACUGCACAGUGCACAAGGGUCAAAGCCAAGAUGUACACCAUCCUCCAAAACCCUGGAACAUCCUUGUGAAAUGGCCUGUGCUUUAAUUAAACCGCUCUCAUGAA